Messenger RNA from Emiliania huxleyi CCMP1516, 840 nucleotides. RefSeq lists its product as hypothetical. The transcript has 2 exons. Bases 1 to 840 code for a protein of 279 amino acids. The record is from RefSeq and is a predicted model, not a curated record. NCBI's taxonomy places the organism in Eukaryota, Haptophyta, Isochrysidales, Noelaerhabdaceae.
AUGCGUUCCCGCCGCACAUUGCUAAAAAUCUCUCUCUCUCUUGCCGAGACCACGUUCGAGACCUCAGAAGGGAUCACGGGGUCGCCAUCAACAAUAUCUGCCGCUGCUCUUGCCAAUCUUCGCGAGGCUACUGACAAGAGGGCGGAGGAGGAGAAGGCGAAGAGGCGCGCAAAGGCGGCGGAGGCGGCGGCGGCCAGGAAGGCGGCCAAGGAGAAGAACAAUAAGGCCAAGAAGGCGCCGCCCGCCUUCAAGCUCGAGGAGGAGCGGAGGGCGCGGGCUGCGGCAGAGGUUCGCGCACAGGAGGAGAGGGCGGCGCAGCUGGCUGCUGAGCAGGAGGCUGCGAGGCGGGCGGAGCGUGAGGCGGCUGAGCUAGCGGGUGCGGCGGAGCAGGCGGCGCUGCGCGAGGCUGCGGAGCUGGCAGAGGCGUUGCGCCGGUCAGAGAUAGAUGCGGAGGAGGAGGCUCUGGCGCGUCGGGUGUCGCGGUGCGAGGAGGCGGUGAGCAGCGAGUCGACCGGCGGCGGGGACCUGAUGCGGCGUGUCGAGCGGCUGGAGGCGAGCCUCGGCGCGGCGACCGAGGGCAGCCUCGAGGAGCGGGUCGGCGCCAUCGAGCGCUUGAUCGGGCCAGAGGCGGGAGAGGCGGCGGAGCAGCAUCUGCCAGUCACCGAGUCGCUUGCUGCCGUCUCGCUUGCGGACGCCGGCCUCGACACGGGGCGGCCGGCUACCCCCGAGUCCACGAUGGGGGGCGAGACCACGUGCAUCGUGUCGGCUUCGCGAGAGUCAAGUCGCAUGCUGCGGUCCCGUGCGGGCACCUGUGCGCUUGCGGGCCAUGCUCUGAGCUGA